AUGGCCACUACAACGGUGAUGCUCAUGGUCUUCAUUGCCACCCCCACCCUGGCUAAUAUUCUGCUGCCGUCCAAUUUCUUCAACUCGAGGUCCGAGGAUAUUGUGUUCCAGCCGAACGGCGACCUCGAAGAAGUUCUUCCGCAAAAUUCCGCACCAAUCAGCUCCAUUCCUUUCAACACCAACAACGCUUUCCCACAGUAAGUAAUACGGUGACUCAACUACUGUAUCAUACAUGUUUUCAGACAGCACAACCGCAACUGCUUCUUCACCCCGGUCCAAUGUAUGCUCCCGCUCACCGAUUCUCACAAGGAUCUCCAAUCGCUUCACGGAGUCUACUCGCCCACCGCGCCGCACGUUCGCCAGAGUGUCGACAACAUGCUCACCUCGCCCUGGGGCUACACGGAUUUGAUCAAACGUGGCGGCGAUGACCGAUUCUAUCAAUGGUUGAGCAGAUUUUGA
This is a messenger RNA of Caenorhabditis sp. 36 PRJEB53466, 459 nucleotides long. The record is from the annotation of a GenBank genome assembly. NCBI's taxonomy places the organism in Eukaryota, Metazoa, Nematoda, Chromadorea, Rhabditida, Rhabditidae.